Messenger RNA from Camelus dromedarius (Arabian camel), 6570 nucleotides. RefSeq names its product HIC ZBTB transcriptional repressor 2 (gene HIC2). Gene Ontology annotation, biological process: regulation of transcription by RNA polymerase II. Bases 297 to 2135 code for a protein of 612 amino acids. The transcript has 3 exons. Gene Ontology annotation, molecular function: protein binding; DNA-binding transcription factor activity, RNA polymerase II-specific. Gene Ontology annotation, cellular component: nucleus. Lineage: Eukaryota; Metazoa; Chordata; Mammalia; Artiodactyla; Camelidae. The record is from RefSeq and is a predicted model, not a curated record.
UGUACUUAAAAAUUUUUGAAUAUUACAGAAAUGAACUUACAGAGACCUCAUUUAGCAAUUGGGUGUGUGGCCCAAGGAAUUUCUUUCCUCACAACAGCACUGCAGCAGAGGGGCGGUGGCCCUCCUGGGCAUGGGGAGCAGAGGUGGGGCUUGGAGGGCAGCAAAGGAAAUGGGGACUCAGCGGGGACCCGUCCCAGCUCACCGUGUGACAGCCCUUUGGAUAGGUGACCAGGCAUUGAUGCACCCCCAGGGAGGCCACGCACUCAAGGAGGCCACCCCCGCUGGCUGCUGCUCACAUGGUUUCUGGGCCCCUGGCACUCCGGUGGUGCGUGUGGGCGGGGCGUGGGGACAUGGGGCCCGACAUGGAGCUGCCCAGCCACUCAAAGCAGCUCCUGCUGCAGCUAAACCAGCAGAGGACGAAGGGCUUCCUGUGUGACGUCAUCAUCAUGGUGGAGAACUCCAUCUUCCGGGCCCACAAGAAUGUCCUGGCUGCUAGCAGCAUCUACUUCAAGUCCCUGGUGCUGCACGACAACCUCAUCAACCUGGACACGGACAUGGUCAGCUCCACGGUAUUCCAGCAGAUCCUGGAUUUCAUCUACACGGGCAAGCUGCUGCCCAGCGACCAGCCGGCCGAGCCCAACUUCAGCACGCUCCUCACCGCCGCCAGCUACCUCCAGCUGCCUGAGUUGGCGGCCCUGUGCCGGCGCAAACUCAAGAGGGCCGGCAAACCCUUUGGCUCAGGGCGGGGUGGGGCCGGCCUGGGGCGACCCCCUCGCAGCCAGCGGCUGUCUGCGGCCUCCGUCAUCCAGGCCCGGUACCCAGGGCUCGUGGAUGGGCGUAAGGGGGCCCACACCCCUCAGGAGCUCCCCCAGGCCAAAGGCUCAGAUGAUGAGCUCUUCUUGAGUGGCUGCAACCAGGAGAGUGUGCACGGCCUGGGCCGGCCAGUCUGUCCGGCCACCGGGGAGGCCGGCCUGGGUGGCUGCAGCACCAAUGGGAGCAGUGGGGGCUGCGAGCAGGAGCUGGGCCUGGACUUGUCCAAAAAGAGCCCUCCCCUGCCCCCCGCCACCCCCGGGCCCCCCCUCACCCCAGAUGACCCAUCUCAGCUGAGCGACAGUCAGCACGGCUCGCCCCUCUCAGCCUCUGCUCCUCCCGCCGCCAACAGUGCCUCUUAUGCCGAGCCGGGGGGCGCCCCCAAUGAGCCCAUGGAUCUGGAGGGGGCUGAGGACAACCACCUAAGCCUGCUGGAGGGGCCCGGCGGGCAGCCCCGCAAGAGCCUCCGGCACUCGGCCCGCAAGAAGGAGUGGGGCAAGAAGGAGCCCCUGGCGGCCUCCCCUUUUGAGCGGCGGGAGGCGGGGCCCAAGGGUCCCUGCCCUGGGGAGGAGGCUGAAGGGCCAGGGGACAGGGUCCCCAACGGCAUCCUGGCGGGCGUGGCGGCGGGCAGCGGGCCCUAUGGGGAGCCCCCAUACCCCUGCAAGGAGGAGGAGGAGAAUGGCAAGGACGGGAGCGAGGACAGUGGGCAGAGCGGCAGCGAGGGGGGCGGCGGCCGUGCGGGCGCGCACUACGUGUUUCGGCAGGAGGGCUACGAGACGGUGUCCUACGGGGACAACCUGUACGUGUGCAUCCCUUGCGCCAAGGGCUUCCCCAGCUCCGAGCAGCUCAACGCCCACGUGGAGACGCACACGGAGGAGGAGCUCUUCAUCAAGGAGGAGGGCGCAUACGAGACGGGUAGCGCAGGCGCUGAGGAGGAGGCCGAGGACCUGUCGGCACCCAGUGCGGCCUAUGCAGCCGAGCCCCGGCCCUUCAAGUGCUCUGUCUGCGAGAAGACCUACAAGGACCCGGCCACACUGCGGCAGCACGAGAAGACGCAUUGGCUGACGCGGCCCUUUCCCUGCAACAUCUGUGGCAAGAUGUUCACACAGCGCGGCACCAUGACGCGCCACAUGCGCAGCCACCUGGGUCUGAAACCCUUUGCCUGCGACGAGUGCGGCAUGCGCUUCACCCGCCAGUACCGCCUGACCGAGCACAUGCGCGUGCACUCGGGCGAGAAGCCCUAUGAGUGCCAGCUCUGCGGAGGCAAGUUCACACAGCAGCGCAACCUCAUCAGCCACCUGCGCAUGCACACCUCCCCCUCCUAGAAGCCAAAGACCCGCCUCGGGAGCCUGGAAGGAAGGAGCGGAGGCCGGGCCAGCGGGAGGCCCGGGCCCCGGGGCCGGCCAGCGCCCCACACCCAGAGCUUUAAUCCACAGUCUGUACCAAGGGAAGAGAGGAGGGCAGCCAGUGCCCCAGCCCCGAGCCUGUGGCCACUGUGCCGUGCACUUCCCAUCCCGCCCGGCCCAGCAUUCCGCUCGGCUCCCUGUGGGGGCUGCCACGGGGCCUGCAGUAGUGGGCCACGGGGGUCUCCUGGGGACCCAGCCCCAUUCUUGCAGGCUGGGUCGGAGCAGCGGGAGUGGGGGCCUCCCUCUGGGCUGCGGAAAGCAGGGCGGCUGCAGCCCAGGGCAUGUGUGUGUGGCCACCCUGGUUCUGCAGGAAGCGGUGCUGGAAGGAGGGGACAGAGCCCUCCUUCCUCAAGCCAGGGGUCACCGCUCGCUGGCACCGGGACAGUCAGGGCCCCCACCGCCUACCUCUCCACAACUAAAGAGCCCUCUGGGCCCGUGUGGCUGUUAUUCCUACUGAUCUGUUCCUUUUUUCUUUCUGAAUUUUGUUUUUUAAACCAAAACCAACAAGAGUUUAUUUUUCCCCCGGCCCCUCGGGGCUGAGCCUGGGUCUGUGGACUGAAUGUACUGGGCGGCCGCCCUGCCCGCCCUGCACGGCUGUGGCCGGGCGCCCACCCUCCAGGCCCCAGAAGCCCUUCUUGGCCAAAGGCUUCCCUGGGCCCCGAGCCCUGCCUCGGCCGCCUCAGGAGAGAGAGUGCUUUUCCCAUAGUUUCCGAGAAAUAUUCUUUGUUUAGAGGUACUUGUUUUUUAUUAAGAGAAAACCCCGUGGAACGUUUAUGUGAAUGUUUGAACUGGAAGGCCGGGGUUGCUGGGGGGCGGGGGGGCUGGACUUGGUGCCCAGGCGUCGGUACGCGUUUCCAUUUCUCCGUGUGUGUGGUGUGCGCGGUGCGUGUGUUGCGUUUCCUUCCUUCCUUCCCCAUCAAGGUGGAGAGACUUCUGACCUUUUGCUACCUCUUGAAUUGGAGAGAACAGGACGCUGGUGACGGCCGCUGUGGCCGUGACACGUGUGUUUUCCUCCUGUCUGUGCGCACGCAGGGGAAGACGUGGUUGAACGAGUGGGCUCGGGCAGCCCUCCUGGGACCCCGCCUACAGGUCUGUCUCAGAAGCGGUGCCCGCGUCUCCGGGCACAUGCAGCUAGCCGUCCACCCUGAGGGUGUGCUGAGUGUGCUGCUGAGAGUCAGGGAGCUCACCCAUGCCUGAUUGGCCCGAGUUGGAGGUGUGAGUGCUGCAGCCCCCUGGAGCCCCCCGCGCAGGGGCCAGGAGAUGGUAGCCGCGUGGUGGGGAACCAGUCCCUUGCAGCUCCCUGCCAGGCCAGGGUGGGGCGAAGUGAGCCCCCCCCAUCCUGUCCCCUGGGCCUGCGAGAGUGUGACCUCAGGAGAGCAGUGGCUCCUGCCCCUGCCUGGCCACUGCGGAAGGGCUGACCAGAGGGGUGUGUCCCGACACCCCGAGGAUUGGAGGGGACCUGCCCUGCUUUGGCACCUCUGAGCAGUCCUGGCCCAUGGUUUCUCUGGUGCGAGGUUGGCCCCACCCUCGCCCCUCACUUUGGGCUCCCUGCCAGCCUGAGACACCCCCCUGGGCCUGGAGCCCGCUCACAAGGCCAGACCAAGGUCGUGGGGUCGCUCGCCAGCUGGAACCACGGGGCUGGGCCAGCGCCUUUGUCUUCUUCGUUUUGCUUCGUACUUUUCUUUCUUUUCUUUUACUUUAAGUUCAGACCAAAAAAUUCCGGAGUCACCCCUUCCCCUCCUCCACCCCUCCAGAGACCCUCCAGCUGAAACAGAGCCUGAGUUCAGGGACCCGAGUGGUGGGUGUGCCAGUGAGGGCGUGCGGGCCGCUCCUCUUCCAGCAAGUCAGGCCCCCUCCAGCCCCUCUGCUCUCCCGACCCCCCCCACUCCAUCAGCACUUAAGCCACACGACAAAAGUCUGUAGCGGGAGCUGCACACACGCCGCAGGGCGUGGCUUCCAGCGAAGCAGGUGGUUCAUGGCAGAGCUUCAGGGACUGGGCGCAGAGGCCCUCACUCGACCUUCGUGCGACAUAGUAUUGUACCCACCUGAGUAUUGUAUCGAGCCUUUUCUGUAUUUUAACAAGAAAGCAAAACACUAGUUUCCUAUUUAAGACUUUAAGGGUUUGUGGGGCGGGCGGGGUUAACACAACACUUGGUUUGGUUUUCUCUUUCCUUGAUUUCACGUGGAUGCGUGCGUGUGUGCGAGCGUGCGUGGAGAUGUGUUAGAGCCCCACCAGGAAAUUAGGCCGUUGGAGGCCCAGGGCGGCUUACAGUUCUCUGCUUUAGUCACUUAAUUCCUGAAUGUUUCGGAGAAACAGGAAACAGAGAAAAUAGCAGAUGUCAUGUAGGAAAGAGGAUAAACAAAAACAAAAAAAGGAAAAAAAAAAAAAAAGCUCAUACCCAAAUUCACAAAACGUAUUUUUUAAACCAAAGCACAUUUUGAAUGCGUAUGGAACCUCAGUGGGCUCAGAAAAAAAGAUACUAAUAUAUUUAUCUCAUUGUUUACAUAAACUUGGACAGUUUCAGACCUCAGCAGCUGUAAGGCCAGUCCCAGUGAAACCCCACCUACUGCUGGAGGCCCUUCCGAGUCAUCCCUGGAUCAGCUCGUGGGCAGAGGGGCCCCCACGUUCGCCUGAGCCCUCCUCCCCAGCCCGGGCCUCUCCCAGCCCAGCUGGCACCAAAGAGCUUGGGUCUGUGCUGACCACCCCCCAGGCCUCCUGGCCAGACCGUGGUGGUCCUGGCCGGCUGGCUUGGUGAGGGUGGCUGUCAGCUCUGGCCCUAGGACCCAAGUCUGGGCUUGGGCCCUGGGAUGGAGGUGCACCGCUGUCCUGCUCCUCUGCCCGAGACCCUCGGGUGGGUUGUGAGGGUCCCUCUCAAGCCAAAAAGCCAGGACCUUUGCACAGCUCCGUUGACUCCAGCGGGUCCCCACCCCCCGGGGACCCUCACCUCCACCCUGGCAACGGGAGGGGCUCACUGGGCCGGUCCUUACCAACACAGACGGUGCAAACACUCUGAACAGUGUUGUUUUUGUAUCAAUAUGUUUGUGCAGUGAUGAAUGUAUUUAUUUCUCAGACUUGGGGAGAGCGGGCGGCAGGCCGGGCUCCGCCACCGCACGCUCCCGCCAGACCCAGCCCGUCACAGGGGCUCCUCCAGGAUUGCAAAAAAGGUAGAGGAAAAGACGAACCUCUAAGCAAAUACGAAUCUCAGAGACUCGCAGCAUAGCCAUACUCCUCAGCCUGUGAAACGAACAAUCUGGACCCAGACGGACUUUCAGAACCUCACGCAGCCGUGCGUUACCGUCCGUCGCCACUCGGGGGCGCUGGGCCGUCCCUUCCGCGCCGCCCCCGCCCCCACCGUCAGUAUUCACUGGAUUCGCCGCGUGCAGGAGUGCGAUCUGGGCCGGGCCGGCUGGGCAGGCAGACCCCAGCCGCCCCCCUCCCCCCGAGGCCGUCCUGAGUUGGGGUGAGGCCUGGGCAGCCAGGAGAGCAGGGCUGAGGGCAGGGCGGCUGCAUCCGUCCAGUCCCCUUGGCUUGGGGGACGAAAGCAGAGGCGCCCCGUCUUAGAGCAGACCAGGGAUCUCAGCCCUGCCGUGCCCGCUGCAGGGACCAAGGCCCUGUCCAACCCCAGGGUCACGUGGGCGUUACUAAACCUGUGAAUCCGAUCCCAGGAGGGGGUGGGGUGGAGCGGGGCCUGACCAGAGCCUCAGUCUGACAUUCCAAAAUCAGGGGUGUGCGUGUGCGCUGCCCAGGACCCCCUACCUAGGGCCCCCAGAUUGUCACCCCACUUUAACUUUCUACCGGGAACCCCUCCCCCUACCUCACCUUGCUAUUUAUUGCUGUAAUUUAUUGACCUCAAAAAUGCUGCAUAACAGACCUCACUCGGGGCAGAGAGGAUCUCCAGGGCUCCCCCCCUCCACUUGGCGGGGCCCCGUGGGGCCAGGUGCUGAGGGGAGCCUCUCUGUCCCCCACCCAUCACUUGCUUUCCCCUCCCCCAUUGGGGGACCCCAGGCUGGGCAUUGGCCCACUCACAAAUACCUCGAGGGGGAGGGGAGGGAUGGGGUUAUAGCUGUUUUGUUUAAUCAGAACUGGAAGAGGGAUCAUGUCCUAUAAGCCCUUCCCAGAAAGGAGGAGGGAACCGUGAUCGCACUCCUGCACCGGCCACCGCCGCUGUCAGUCAUAACAUUGAGUUCACUUCCCGCGAGAGUUUGGAUAAAUUCAGGUCAGAGCUGCAGGUAUGCAGCCCUCAAGUGUCAUGGUAAAGCAGCCACCAAUCUCUCCAUUCAGAAGCGUGCAGUCUUAAUGUACAGUGAUGAGAAACUGUUAUUUUAUGAUCUUUUCAUUAAAAGCUUGAUUGAA